Raphanus sativus (radish) is the source of this 1848-nucleotide messenger RNA. Its product is annotated as DNA cross-link repair protein SNM1-like. The coding region runs from base 1 to 1698 and encodes 565 amino acids. Gene Ontology annotation, molecular function: protein binding; damaged DNA binding; 5'-3' DNA exonuclease activity. NCBI's taxonomy places the organism in Eukaryota, Viridiplantae, Streptophyta, Magnoliopsida, Brassicales, Brassicaceae. The record is from RefSeq and is a predicted model, not a curated record. The transcript has 10 exons. Gene Ontology annotation, biological process: protection from non-homologous end joining at telomere; double-strand break repair via nonhomologous end joining; interstrand cross-link repair.
AUGAGUCUGACUCUGAGUCUGAGCUUUGACGUGUUGAUAAAGCUUUGCUCUGAGGGCAGAGAUGAUUCGAUUCAGUGUCCACUGUGUGAAACUGAUAUCUCUGCUUUGAGUGAGGAGGAGAGGCAAGUCCACACCAAUAACUGUCUUGAUACUCAAGCUCCUCAGCAAGGCUCAUUGAGAAAAUGCGAGAAGUCUUCUUCUUUGAUCGAAGAAUCUGUUGAUGAUCCUGUUCAGCUAGUUAAUGAUAUAUCUCCGGUGCUUAAAUGGGUUAGGAGUCUAGGUUUAGCUAAAUAUGAAGAUGUUUUUCUUCGUGAAGAGAUCGACUGGGAUACCCUUCAGUCACUCACUGAGGAGGAUCUCCUGAGCAUAGGUAUCACGUCGCUUGGCCCCAGAAAGAAGAUUGUGAAUGCACUUAGCACACUCAGAGAAGAAGCCUGUGCAGCAUCUUCAGCCGAAGCGCAGGCACAGUCUCUUUCUAAUAGUAGCCAUGUUACCGACAGACAGAGGGAGAGGUCAACCUACCGUAAAGCAAGUGAGCCUAAAAAACCAACCGCCAACAAGUUGAUUACAGAGUUUUUCCCUGGUGAUGCCACGAAGAUCCCGAAGAAGCUCCCUAAAGAACCUGUCGCAGAGCAGAGCUGUAGACGUGCUGCUGUGAGAAGAAACGGCAACAACGGAAAAUCUAAAGUCAUUCCACAGUGGAAUUGCGUUCCAGGAACACCUUUUCGAGUGGACGCAUUCAAGUACCUCACACGCGAUUGUUGCCAUUGGUUUCUUACACACUUUCAUCUUGACCAUUAUCAAGGCCUGACGAAGUCAUUUAGUCACGGGAAGAUAUACUGUUCCAUAAUCACCGCAAAGCUGGUAAAUAUGAAGAUUGGGAUCCCUUGGGAGAGACUGCAAGUCCUGAACCUUGGCCAGAAGGUUAGUAUUGCGGGUGUUGAUGUGACAUGCUUUGAUGCAAACCACUGCCCCGGAUCCAUCAUGAUACGCUUUGAACCAGCCAACGGUAAGGCUGUUCUACAUACGGGUGACUUCCGCUAUAGUGAAGAGAUGUUAAACUAUCUGACUGGUUCGCCUAUCAGCUCUCUUGUCCUUGAUACUACAUACUGUAACCCUCAGUAUGACUUUCCAAAGCAAGAGGCGGUAAUACAGUUUGUUGUCGAGUCUAUUCAAGCAGAAGCCUUUAAUCCAAAGACCCUUUUCUUAAUAGGAAGUUACACCAUUGGAAAGGAGAGGCUGUUCUUGGAGGUUGCACGUGUGCUACGUGAGAAGAUCUACAUCAAUCCUGCAAAGUUAAAACUCCUAGAGUGCUUGGGGUUCUCUAAGGAAGAUAUGCAGUGGUUUACAGUGAAAGAAGAGGAGAGCCACAUUCACGUUGUGCCCUUGUGGACGCUUGCCAGUUUCAAACGGCUGAAACAUAUAGCUAACCGAUACACAAACCGAUACAGCCUAAUUGUUGCAUUCUCUCCAACUGGGUGGACAUCGGGUAAGUCCAAGAAGAAGUCUCCAGGAAGAAGGUUACAACAGGGUACAAUAAUAAGGUACGAGGUUCCUUAUAGUGAGCAUAGCAGCUUCACAGAGCUGAAAGAGUUUGUGCAAAAAGUGUCGCCUGAAGUGAUCAUACCGAGUGUUAACAUCGAUGGACCUGAGUCUGCAUCUGCAAUGGUGUCUAUGUUGCUUACAGAGAGUGUAUGAGAAAGAUGGACGAAGGAAGUAGAGAUAUCAUCAUCAUGUUUUAAUAGGUGUAAUGUAGCAUUAUGUAACCCACCACGUGAGAUUCUAUGUAUUGUUUUCGUGAAAUGUUCUUUCUAAUAUUAAUUCUUCAAGUAAACAAACACAUUAUUA